AUGAUUAACUCUUCAAGAUUCACAAGAAAUAUUUUUAAUAACAAAUUCUAUAAGCCUAAAUUGCGUUUGAAUUCUUUUGUUUUUUCUAUAAAUUUAACAACAAAAACAAAACACUCUAAUGGCCCUACUGGAAUUGUUUUUUUAAAUAUGGGUGGACCAUCUAAACUCUCUGAAGUUAAGGAUUUCUUAUUUCGAAUUUUUACAGACAGUGAUUUAAUUCCACUUGGAUCAAUGCAGAAAUGGCUUGGAUCUAUCAUUGCAAAAAUAAGAGCACCUAAGGUGUCAAACUAUUAUAAAAAAAUAGGUGGAGGGAGUCCAAUCCAUAAAUGGAGUGAACUCCAAGCACAAGAAGUGUGUAAAAUACUUGAUGAAAUAAGCCCAAGAACAGCUCCUCAUAAACCUUAUGUUGCUUUUCGAUAUUCUGCACCAUUAACAGAAUCUGUCAUACUGGAAAUGUUAAAUAACAAUAUAACUAAUGCUGUAGCAUUUACUCUUUAUCCACAAUAUUCAUGCUCUACUACAGGGUCUAGUCUUAAUGAAUUAUAUUAUCAAAUUCAAAAACUUGAUACACAUAAUCAGAUUCGCUGGAGUGUUGUAGAUCGUUGGCCAACGCAUUGUGGACUCAUUGAUGCUUUUAAAGAUAAUAUUAUAGAAACGUUGAAAACAUACCCAGAAAAUGAUAGAAAUGAUGUAAUUAUAUUAUUUACUGCUCAUUCUUUACCAAUGAGCAUUGUAAACCGUGGCGACCCAUAUCCACUGGAAGUUGCUGCAACAGUUUAUGCUGUUAUGGAGAAGUUAAACUUUUCUAAUCCUUAUCGGCUUGUUUGGCAAUCUCAAGUUGGACCAUCCACAUGGCUAGGUCCUCAAACAAAUCACGUUAUAAAUAGUUUUACAAAAAUGGGAAAACAGAAUAUUAUUUUGGUCCCAGUUUCAUUUGUUAGUGAUCAUAUUGAAACUUUAUUUGAAUUAGAUCUUCAAUAUAUUGCUAAUGCUAAAAGAUCUGGGUUUAAUGGUAUAAAGCGAGUAAGCAGUUUGAAUAAUAAUUUUACUUUUAUCCGAGGAAUGGCUGAUAUACUUAAAAAUCAUUUAACUAAUGGAAGAAAAAGCAGUACGCAGCUUGAAUUAUUGUGCCCAUCUUGUAUAAGUUUAAAAUGCUAUUUAACAAAAUCCUUUUUUAAUAAUAUUGGAUAUACGGAAAUUCUAUAA
Molecule: messenger RNA, 1206 nt
Organism: Pneumocystis jirovecii RU7
Lineage: Eukaryota; Fungi; Ascomycota; Pneumocystomycetes; Pneumocystales; Pneumocystaceae
Product: ferrochelatase
Exons: 5
Coding region: 1-1206 (401 amino acids)
Biological process (GO): heme biosynthetic process
Molecular function (GO): protoporphyrin ferrochelatase activity
Source: RefSeq, a predicted model, not a curated record